Bombina bombina (fire-bellied toad) is the source of this 1812-nucleotide messenger RNA. It is a transcript of the gene HVCN1, whose product is annotated as hydrogen voltage gated channel 1. Gene Ontology annotation, cellular component: plasma membrane. Gene Ontology annotation, biological process: proton transmembrane transport. The transcript has 7 exons. The record is from RefSeq and is a predicted model, not a curated record. Bases 597 to 1274 code for a protein of 225 amino acids. Gene Ontology annotation, molecular function: voltage-gated proton channel activity. NCBI's taxonomy places the organism in Eukaryota, Metazoa, Chordata, Amphibia, Anura, Bombinatoridae.
GGAAGUGUAAUAGCGGUGUUUGCUUCUAUGAGGUCCAUGAGUUAGCUGUUCUCAUUAAUAGUAUUACACUCUGUAUACUGCGAUUUUACAGACGCUGUACUGAAUGUUACAUAUCUGCAACGUCCUGAUAGAUAGAAAAUAACGUGUCUGAUGUCUGUGUAUAACAUAGCGGAUUGAGUUGAGAGGAACUGUGUGGGCUCGUGCCCGUGCCCGUGCCCGGGACUUGAGAACAACUAAAGUGGUGCCAGACGCGUGUAGUUAAAGCGUUCACGAGCACCUACCCAGUCAGGCUUUUGUUACCUUAGUAACCAGUCCACGAGCACUUGCAACUUUUUCCUCUCCCUUAUCUCUGCAUGCUGCUGGCAGUGAGAGCUGAGGAGCACAUCAAGCCGUCCAUUGCAAGCCGUCUUCGGGGGUCCAACAUGAUGAAGCCUGAUUAGUCAUUUCUGACGUCUGCAGAGGCUUCCAGCGGCCGUGGGAAUCGCUGGAGCGGCAUUCAGGAUUAAAAGGACAUUGUUCUUUCCUGACGGGUAUAUAAAAGCCUGUCCACCUCCAGUCGUCUUUGCUGUGCGAUGCACUUUUAGCCAACUGCCAGCAUGCAUAAUUUUACAACAGUGGGAGAUGAACUCGGUGGUAGGAACUUAAGGGUACAGGAGGAGAUACCUGAUAUAGAAGCGCCAAAGACACCUCAUCCUUUCUUUGCCUCGCACUCUUUCCGGGGUGCCUUGAAAUGGCUCCUCAGCAGUCACAAAUUUCAGAUUCUCAUUGUAUGUCUAGUAGUAUUUGAUGCCCUGCUCGUUGUCAUUGAGAUUGUUCUGGAUCUGGAAGCAGUAGAGGAAAAAAUUCCUGAAAUUGUACCAGAGGUAUUUCACUACAUGAGUGUUUCUGUCCUGGCCUUCUUUAUAUUGGAAAUUUUAGUGAAACUCUACGCAUUCCGACUAGAAUUUUUCCACCACAAGUUUGAGGUGUUUGAUGCGGUUAUUGUCAUCAUCUCAUUUGUAAUCGAUGUUGUCUUUAUCGCUCGGCAUGAAGAGUUUAGUGCGGUGGGAUUGCUAAUUCUUCUUCGACUCUGGAGAGUAGUCAGAAUUAUAAAUGGUGUAAUUGUGUCUAUAAAGGCUAAAUCAGAAGAAAAAGUGGGGAAACUACAAGAAGACAGAGAGGCCCUACUUGCAAAGGUCAAUGAGUUGGAGCAUCAGUGUGCUGAGAAGGAGGAAGAAAUUGCCAGGCUUGAGAAAGUUUUAACAUACCAUAAGAUUGUUCCAGCUAAUGAAUGACGACAUUCUUCUGUAUCUACAUUUUGUUAACAUUUUUUCCAAAAUAUGUGAAAAUAUUUUUCUGGGACCAAAAGGUUGUGAAAUCUGUUAAUAGUGUGCACUUUUUUCACAACUGGCAUUAUGUAAAGAAAACAAUUACUUUGUUAUGCGUUAAUAUAAAUCAACUUUAUUUUUCUUUCAUUUUUACAAAGUAUACCAGUAAAUUUAUAAAUAAAUAUUUUUACACAUUUAUAAAACUUUUAAAAACAUGUCAGACAAAAAUAUUUUCCAGAACUGUAAAUUUUUAUAACUAGCAAAUUAUCACUGAAUAGCAUAGCACUCCAGAUUAUUACUUUAUCUGUUAUGGUUUCUUGUAAAUACACAAUUUUCUUUUUUUUAUUUCUUAUAGUAUGAUUAGGUGUACCAGCACAUAAAUAAUAUGCACAAGAAUCCAUUGAUAUGUUUAAAUAACAAAACCGUUAAGAUUUCUGAAUACUUGCCUGUAUUACCUUUUCUUUUGCAAUAAAAUAAUAAAAAGCAGUGCUAUGAAAUGUGCAAA